AUGCGUACUACUUAUGGCAUUGCUGAACUGAGUACGCUAGCUGGUGAUUCAUUUCUCGGAAUUGACCUUGCUAUGAGUCAUUCGCUGGAAGGCAGAGUCGGGGAUACCGCGCCUGUCUGCCGGUUGCUUUCUAGACGCUCUCCGUUCACUGCGAACGCUUUUAUGGAUAAAACAAACUCUUUUUUUUUGAGAAUGAAUAGAGAGGAUAAUGUAAACUGGUUUCAUGGGAAAAUAUCUCGGGAAACUGCUGAGGAACUUUUAAAAGAAGAGGGUGAAGAUGGUGUUUUCUUAGUUCGUGAAAGCAAUACUUCUCCUGGGGACUAUGUAUUGUCUGUUUUACACCAGGGAGAAGUAGCACAUUAUCAAAUCCGUCGGCACAGAGAAGAUGCAUUCUUUUCAAUAGAAGAACACACAACGGUUCACGGUUUGGAUACACUGAUACAACACUAUCAGGGAGAUUCAAAUGGCCUGGUUACUCGGUUGGCAGUGGUUUGCAAGGGACAGCCUCCCCCACAUGAAUCUAGAACACAAGGAACCACAAAUUUGUUGCAUCGGGCAACAGAAGCCGGGGACUACAAUAUAGUGUCGCAAUUGUUGGCAUGUGGCUACCGUAGCCGUGAUGCGAAGAAUCAGGAUGGUCAAACAGCUGUUCAUAUAGCGGCGAGGGCGGGAAGAGAUAAUAUAUUGGAAAAACUCAUAGAGAGUGGCGCCACUGUCAACGUGAGGGACUCGUUUGGGUAUACACCGUUACAUUAUACCUGUCAAAACAACUUGCCCAGCACCACCGAACUUCUCAUAACUAAAGGGAAUGCCAACUAUCAAAUGAGACACGCUCCUACUGGGAAAAUGCCCCUUCACGAUGCCGCCCAACGUGGAUAUAUAGAUUGUAUCAAAGUGCUGUUGAAACUCAAAGCCCCAGCUCAUCCAAGAACCUUGUCCAAAGAGACUCCAGCACAACUCGCGAAGAAUAACGGACACACAGAAUGCUAUCAACUACUGAAAAACUACAAGCCCGAUCCACCGAAAACUUCAAAGAGCCAGUGGUAUCACGGUACAUUGAACCGCGAGGAAGCCAUGCAUCAGUUGCAGGAGUACUGCAAGCAGCAUUUAUCAGACAAAUGUUCUGAUGGCGUGUUCCUUGUUAGGUACAGCGAGAGACACACGGGCGCGUACGUACUCACCAUGCUGCAUGGAAACACACCGUAUAACUUCAUCAUCAGGAAGGAGAAGGACUGGUUGUUCAUCGACGAUGGUCCAUACUUGGAGUCUCUCGAGCGUCUCGUGGAGCACUACAGCAGUGUAUCAGACGGGCUCCCCUCACGGCUUACAGUACCCGUGCCGCCUAAACCGAAGCCCCCGCUACCGGAAUUCUCUACGAUGCCAAGAACAAAGAAGUCUCCAAAUCGUGCUCCCUUAAAUCAAUCUCUAUCAUUAAUGAAACAGGACACAUUGAAAGAUCAAUCAACAUCUCUUAACAACAACGCCUUUGAGCUGCUCACUAGAAACUUAUCCUUUUCAUCCGACUUCAAUAAGCAGAGUUUUAACAAUAAUGAUUCAGCCGAAAAUGAUACGUACAAAGUGCCCGCCAACAACAGCGCUGUGAUGACAUUGACAGAGAAUUAUAAUGAAAUUACUAUCAACUCUGAUGGUCAGCUCUCGACCCUGCAAGAGUUCAUUCCGUUCAGUGAGUUGACCCUGGGCAGUGUGUUAGGUGAGGGUGAGUUCGGGUCUGUGUUACGAGCGGUGUACGCUCCUCCAGACCAGCCCGUCGUCCACGUGGCCGUUAAGACGCUCCACGUACAGCAUACAGACACUAACAAACAAGAAUUCCUCGCUGAAGCCAAGCUGAUGAUGUCUUUGAGACAUAAGUGUAUCGUCAGACUCAUUGGAGUCUCACUGGGUCCCCCACUCGCGAUGGUCCAAGAGCUGGUUCCCCUGGGUUCCGUGCUGCAGCUGGUGUGUCGCCAGACAGUCGCACCUCAUGAGCUGCGACUGUGGGCGUGGCAAAUCGCGGCCGGGAUGAACUACCUCGAGAGUCGACGGUUUGUCCACAGGGACCUGGCCGCUAGGAACAUAUUACUUGCCACCAGGCAUCAAGCUAAAAUCAGUGACUUCGGUCUUUCCCGCGCUCUGUCAAGCGAUAGUUCGUAUUACAAGGCCAGUAGAGGCGGCAAGUGGCCCAUCAAGUGGUAUGCGCCAGAGUCAUACAAUUAUGGGACCUUCAGUCAUAAGAGUGAUGUUUGGAGCUACGGAGUCACAUUAUGGGAAAUGUUCUCUGGAGGCAAACAGCCAUAUGGAGAGAUGAGGGGGAUAGAGGCAAUACAAGUAGUUGAAAGCGGCCAGCGUCUAGACCGGCCUUUAGACUGUCCAGAUGAUAUAUAUCAAGUAAUGUUGGAUUGUUGGGCUUACAGUCCCGACUUAAGGCCGACAUUUGGCAAACUUGUCGAUGUGUUCUCCAAGCAUCCGGAAUAUGUGAAUCUCAGUGAACUAGCCGUGGAAAGUGAAGAGGUUAAUGUUUAA
Molecule: messenger RNA, 2520 nt
Organism: Danaus chrysippus (African queen)
Lineage: Eukaryota; Metazoa; Arthropoda; Insecta; Lepidoptera; Nymphalidae
Source: the annotation of a GenBank genome assembly